AUGACGUCCACCGCCGACCGCCCUCAGGGGGCGCGCCCACUAUCGGGCGCCAGUCUGCCCGGCAACGUAGGGUGCAACGAGGAAUUCCCCGACUUUUGUUUACACCACGACCACCACUCGGCCGGCAGCCAGGCGUCCACAUCUUCACCCGCAUCCACGACCCCUACCACCCCGACCACCGCCGACCGCCCGUUGUCGUCUGCCUUCUCGACCACGUCCGAAAUAACAUCAUCCCCCGCCUCUUCUACCGCCUCCUCACGAGUCCGUACAGACAGCGGAGCCAGCACCAAUACCACUUGCUCCCCCAGCCCGAGAAGCAGACGAGACAAGACCGAGCUACAGGCCGCCCGCCUCCAGAGAUCGGGGAGCAGCAACCUCGCCCUCACACGCAAGAGCAGCGUAGCCAAGAAGAACCGAUUUCGUUCCGCCACCGGCUCCUCGCCCGCAUCCGCCCUCGCCGCCGUUGAGCCGCCGCAUGAUCAAGGCCUGACGAGGAUGGCGUUUGCGGAACAGCAGAAAUGGAUCACGGUCCAGCAAAAGACCUUUACAAAAUGGAUGAACACCAAAUUGGAGGCUCGCUCGCUCGAAGUAAAAGAUCUCGUGACUGAUUUGAGCGACGGUGUCCUCCUCAUCCACUUGCUAGAAUGUCUAUCCAAUGAUACCCUCGGACGCUAUGCCUCCAAGCCAAAACUCCGCGUACAACGAUUCGAAAAUGCAAACACGGCGCUCGAUUUCAUCAAGGGCCGCGGUAUCCAAAUGACCAACAUUGGUGCCGAGGAUGUCGUCGACGGAAACAGAAAGAUCAUUCUUGGCCUGAUAUGGACGCUGAUUCUGCGCUUCACCAUUAGCGACAUCAACGAAGAGGGCAUGACGGCCAAAGAGGGACUGUUGCUGUGGUGUCAAAGAAAGACGGCCUGCUACGACGAGGUGGACGUCCGCGACUUCAGCGGCAGCUGGAACGACGGACUCGCCUUUUGUGCCCUGUUGGAUAUCCACAGACCAGACCUGAUCGACUACGACGCACUAGACAAGUCGGAUCGCCGCGGCAACAUGCAGAUGGCCUUCGACAUUGCGCACAAGGAGAUUGGCAUUCCUAAGUUAUUGGAUGUCGAGGAUGUGUGCGACGUUGCCAAGCCUGAUGAGAGGUCGCUGAUGACAUACAUCGCCUACUGGUUCCACGCCUUUUCUCAAAUGGAAAAGGUGGAAAAUGCAGGACGCCGCGUAGAAAAGUUUGUAAAUAACAUGGCCGGUGCAUGGGACAUGCAGAGCGCGUACGAAAGGCGGAUGAGGGAGCUUCUGAGGCAGAUCAAGGAGCAGAUUGAAAAGUGGCAGCAGGCCACAUUCGAAGGCACAUACGCCGACGCAAAGGCCCAGGCGAACGAGUUUGCGGCGUACAAGCGAGGGAAGAAGAGAGACUGGGUUGCUGAAAAGAGCGAGCUCGCCACUCUGUUGGGCAACAUCAAGACGAAACUGGGCACAUACAGACUGCGGCCGUAUGACCCUCCACCAGAGUUGUCCCUCGAGACGAUGGAGAAGGACUGGGCCGGCCUGUCACAAACGGAGAUGAAGAGGGCGCAGUUGAUCAACGAGACCAUUAGAGACAUCAAAAAUGCAUUACGCAAGUCGUUCGCCGACAAGGCCAACGACUUCGCUAUGGCGUUGAACACGAUGCAGCUGGCAAUCUCAGGCUUGGACGGCGACGUCGAGGACCAACUCCACCAUGUCCGCAAGCUCAGCGACAACCUGCCGCCGCUGGACAAGUACCUCGACACCAUCGCCGCCGUGGACGCCAAGUGCCAGGAGGCCAAUAUCGAAGAGAACGACUUCACAAUCUACACCUACGACGAGCUCGUCUACGAGCACAGCCUCGUCAAGUCGUCGGUGCAGAAGAAGCUCGCCUUCCUCGACAACCAAAUGGUCGCCCGCAACAUGACCAACCUCACGCCCAUCCAGCUCGAGGAGUUUGAGUCCGUCUUCCGCCACUUUGACCGCGACGACACCAACUCGCUCCAGGAGCUCGAGUUCAGCGCCGCCCUCGCCUCCCUGGGCCUCGUCUUCUCCGAGGACGAGAUGCACGACUACUUCAUGGACACGUCGCACGGCCGCGACCACGUCACGUUUGAGCAGUUUAUCCGCUUUAUGGUCGACGUCACCGAGGACCAGAACACGGCCGAGCAGGUCUUCCAGUCCUUCCGCGAGGUCGCCGACGGGAAGCCCUACGUUACCGAGAUGGACCUCCGCCACUCCCUCGUGCCGGACGAGGUCAUUGACAAGCUCAUUGAGAUUAUCCCGCCGCACAACGGGCCCGAUACGUCCGAGGAUAGGGGCAUGCCGCAGUACGACUACAUUGCAUUCAUGGACAAGCUCAUCAGUGACGAGAAGCAGGGCGCCACGGGCGUGCCCAGCGGCGUCUUGCAGGAGCGCACGAACCGGGCUAGUAUGCUGCCGCCCAAGGAGUCCAAGAUGAAUGGGAACCACUGA
Molecule: messenger RNA, 2481 nt
Organism: Colletotrichum fioriniae
Lineage: Eukaryota; Fungi; Ascomycota; Sordariomycetes; Glomerellales; Glomerellaceae
Gene: ain1
Product: alpha-actinin
Biological process (GO): actin cytoskeleton organization; actin filament bundle assembly
Cellular component (GO): cell projection; actin filament bundle; cell junction
Molecular function (GO): calcium ion binding; actin lateral binding
Source: RefSeq, a predicted model, not a curated record